Messenger RNA from Eurypyga helias (sunbittern), 828 nucleotides. RefSeq names its product RAD9-HUS1-RAD1 interacting nuclear orphan 1 (gene RHNO1). The transcript is spliced from 2 exons. Gene Ontology annotation, cellular component: chromosome; nucleus. Lineage: Eukaryota; Metazoa; Chordata; Aves; Eurypygiformes; Eurypygidae. The record is from RefSeq and is a predicted model, not a curated record. Bases 1 to 828 code for a protein of 275 amino acids. Gene Ontology annotation, biological process: recombinational repair; cellular response to ionizing radiation; DNA damage checkpoint signaling.
AUGCCUCCGAAGAAAUGUACCCACAAGGCCAAGAAGGCAGAGCUGGUAUUCCUUGAGAGGCCCCGAGAGGGACCCAUCCAUUGGUAUGAAACUCCGCUACCUCCGGCUGAGAACCCAACACGUGUUCCUACAAAACCCGUAGACCACAACAUCUCUGCUGCCUGGGCAUGCCCACAAUUUGAAACAACUAAGUCACUGGUGUUGAAAUCAUGCCAGAAGAAGCAUCGUGGUCCUCACAAACCCCAGGAUCAGGAUGCCAACCACAGUUUGCUUCAUGAAGGAGGAACCUGUCGAAGAACUAUACCCAGCAAAUUUCCUCCUCUAACUUUUGAGAAUCCAGAAGGAUAUGCAGCCCACCCCUUAGAUCAUCUGGACCACUCAAGGAAGAACACAGACUCUCAUGGCCAGCCCAAGAAAGAGACAACAGUAAAAGCCAGUGUGCAGGUGAAGGGUGCAGAGAACUGUAGAGAAACACGUAUGUUACCUGCUCUAUGGCCAGCGGAGACAGAGGUCUUCAGCCCUCCAGACAUCGAGAUUCCACAGGUGCCUUCCAUAAGGAACUGGAGAUGCAGCAGCACUCUGCCACAAAGAAGUAGCCCCGCCGGGCACCCAGAAAAGGAGCUGGCGUUUUGUGUUGAACCCUGUGGCAGAGAGGAGUCAGCAGCAGUACUGGUUACAGAUACUCCCGAGCAGGAGUAUGGAGUAAAGGUGACCUGGAGACAGCGGCCUCAUCUCAUGAACUACCUGCGGGAGAGAGGGAAGCUGAGUGCUGCCGACAUAAUGGUGAAGGCGAACACCAAGCUCCCGAGGAGACAGGCCAAGGUCUGA